UCCAAGGUUAACAAGAGAUUGAUUGAACCUAUAAUCGCAAAAAUUCUAGUCUUUUGGGAUUUUGAAACUGUUCAUAUGAACUAUUUUCAAGAUCUUUUUCAAGAUCCAAAUCCCAGAAGACACAGUGAUUUUUGCAGUUAUGGUUCCAAUUAUAUAAUCAACUAAGCUGCUGUGUUACACUCCUUUGUCUGAUGAUUACUUCAAAACAACGUAUAUAUGGCCUCGAACAGAACUGGUGUUCGAUCUUACUCUCAAGCUCUCCUUUGAAACAAUGAACAUACCACGCGGAGAACGCAGACAACGUUACUUCGGUUAGAUCUCAAUCUCUUCUCGAAAAUGCAAGUUGUUCAUAGCUAUUCUGAUCGAUCCGACACGAUAUCAGAGACAGGAGUCUUCUGGGAUGUUGGUGAUUACACAAUCCCUGAAGGUUGUGUUCCUGAAUCUGUAUAUGCAACCAUGAAAAGAAACUUUAUGGGUUUUGGUUUUGAUGGUGAUAUAACAAUCUGGGCUUAUAAAGAGAGCAAUACAAUGCCUAUUGAAUUGGUGAAUCGCUUUAGAGAUGUUGGUAUCAUCUUCAAAUCUGAUGUUCCAGAUGAUAAACAUGCAAGGGUUAGAAAAAUGUUGGUAGACACUUUACUCUUCGUCUUGGAUAAGAGGCCUGCAGUUAAUUGGUUGUUAAUCUCAAAAGACUUCUCACAAUCACAAGACACUUUACUCACCAGUCUCCUCCAUGCUUUCAAAGCAAGAAACUAUGUUGCAUUGGCAGGUCUUAUUGAUAUGUAUCACCCUGUUCUGAAGAAUGCUAUUUCACAUAUUACCGAAGGCAGUAUUACUAUCGACAAAAGGCUAGAACGUAUUAUCGAUACUUCUGUUGCAAGGGGAUGGCCAGAAGAGCCUGGCAAUGGACUCUUCUGGGACGUUGUGGAUUACCCAAUCCCUACAGGUCUCAGUGAUGAUUCGAUUUAUCUGAAUAUUGGAUCAGCUCUUUGUCAUAGAGGUCAUAGGGGUGAUGUGUCAAUAUGGGCUUAUGGUGAGAAGCAAACUUUCCCAGAAGAUUCAGACCCAGAUUCCAAAUUCAAAAUCGGAUUCGUACCUGACGGGCCAAACUAUUCAAGAGGUUUUAAAAUGUUGUUGGACAUGCUUCUCUGGGCACUAGACAAUCCUGUGGAACAUGAUGAAGUUGGAUAUCCAACUCUGAUGAUAUUAUCCAAAAACAUCUCAGAAGAAACAGACUUCACCCGCGUAGUUCAAGCUUUGGAAAACAGAUAUUAUGAUGUUCGCGUAUCAGAGCCCGAUAAGGUCCCGCGUAGUGCAAGCUUUGGACUUGUCUAUUAGGUGGAGGAAAGCUUAAGAGCCAAUGCUCAGAAGGUCCUGAAGAUCACAAGGGGGAAGACACUGAUUGUGUUUCUACAUCUGCAGAAGAAGCUGCUGCAAAACGGCGAUGUCUUUAAGAGUGAUGCAGCGUUCAACAUUGUCAAAACACUGAUUCUGUUUCUGUUUCUAUGUUACUUCAUAGAAUGUCUGAUUUUUUUUUGGUUCUUCAGUUUGUCUCUUCCAAACAAAAGUGUUCAUAUUAACUAACUUUUGUAAUAUCAGUUUGCUUCUUCGUU
Molecule: messenger RNA, 1610 nt
Organism: Capsella rubella
Lineage: Eukaryota; Viridiplantae; Streptophyta; Magnoliopsida; Brassicales; Brassicaceae
Exons: 6
Coding region: 337-1335 (332 amino acids)
Biological process (GO): regulation of gene expression
Cellular component (GO): peroxisome
Molecular function (GO): RNA nuclease activity
Source: RefSeq, a predicted model, not a curated record